AUUAUCUCCCUGCGGGACCAAGUGGUCAUGUAUAAGGGUGCCAACGGUAACAGUGGAUCGGAUAAGACCGCAUUGAUCAACAAGCUCGAACGUGAACUUACUGAUGCACAAACUUGCGUGAGUCCUUAA
Messenger RNA from Strongylus vulgaris, 129 nucleotides. The record is from the annotation of a GenBank genome assembly. Lineage: Eukaryota; Metazoa; Nematoda; Chromadorea; Rhabditida; Strongylidae.